AUGGCACAUCCAAUCCGCCCCGAGAAGUACGCAGCUAUCGACAAUUUCUAUACAGCCACCGUCUACAACAAGGGUGCUGAGGUGAUCCGCAUGUACGAGACCUUGCUGGGCCGCGAGGGCUUUCGCAAGGGCAUGGACUUGUACUUCGAGCGCCAUGAUGGCAGCGCGGUGACCUGUGACGACUUCCGAGCUGCCAUGCAGGAGACACUUCUGGAAAAGGAUGCGAAUGGCCGUGAUCUUACCCAGUUUGAGCGGUGGUAUUUGCAGGCAGGCACACCAACCGUGAAGGCCACCGAUUCUUGGGAUGCGGAGACGGGAACCUAUUCGUUGACACUUGGGCAGAAGGUCCCAGACACUCCGGGUCAAGUGGAGAAGUUGCCCAUGCAGGUAGGGCUUUUGGACCGGGAGUCGGGGAAGGAGCUUUUGUCUGACACCGUGCUGGAGCUGACAGAGGAGUCCAAGACCUUCGAGCUCAAACUGGAGGAAGGUGCGACUGGCAAGCCUGUUCCCUCGCUGCUACGAGGGUUUUCGGCACCGGUGAAGCUCGAGUAUGACUAUAGUGACGAGGAGCUCUCUUUGCUGGCGGCCUUCGACACAGACUCCUUCAAUCGAUGGGAGUCCAUGCAGCGGCUGGGGUCGAAGGCAGUUUUGGACGCCUUUGCUGCAGAUGAUGUUGACGCCUUCCAACCUGAUGCUGGGUUCAUGGAUGCCAUGAAGCGGAUUGUGCAAGAUCGGGUCACCGAGGACCUCUCCCUGAUUGCCUAUGCACUGAUCCUGCCAGCGGAGUCCACGCUGAUGCAGGAGGCCAAGCCCCCCAUCGACCCCACGCGGCUCCACGCUGCCAGGAACCGCAUCCGCAAAGUGAUCGCCUCGGAGCUCAAGGAAGAUUUGCAGAAGCGCUACGAGGAGUUGACGCCGCCGGAGGACGAGCCCUAUGUCAUUGAUGGUCCAAGUGCAAGCAAACGCCGGCUGCGCAAUGUGCUGCUGGCCUACCUUUGCACCUCAGGAGAUGCCAAGGCAGCAGAGCUUUGUGGCAAGCACUUCAAGAGGGCCAAGGGCAUGACAGAUAAACUCGCGGCGUUCAGCUGCUUGUGCAAUAUGCCAGACUCAGAGGAGGCCAAAGAGGCCAUCGAACAGUUCUUGGCCGAUGCAAAGGGCGACGCCAACGUGAUUGACAAGUGGUUCGCUUCACAGGCACGAGCGGAUGUUGAUGAUUUGAUGCCUCGUGUGAAGAAGUUGAUGGAGCAUCCAGAGUUCUCUUUGAAGAAUCCCAAUCGAUUACGCUCAGUGGUCAGCGUCUUCAUUUCUUCACCGCAAUUUCACCUUCCAGAUGGCUCUGGCUAUGACUUUGCCCUGGAGAUGAUCCCCAAAGUGGAUGCAUUGAAUCCCCAGGUUGCUGCACGCAUGGCCAACGGUGCCUUCAGGACUUGGCGGCUUCUAGAUGAGCAGCGACAAAAGAUGAUCCAGGAGCGAUUGGCGAAGCUUACUCAGGCCUGUCCAUGGCAGCAUGUCCAAAAGACAAAGAGAUUGUAG
This is a messenger RNA of Durusdinium trenchii, 1533 nucleotides long. The record is from the annotation of a GenBank genome assembly. NCBI's taxonomy places the organism in Eukaryota, Dinophyceae, Suessiales, Symbiodiniaceae.